Messenger RNA from Paramecium tetraurelia, 3351 nucleotides. RefSeq lists its product as uncharacterized. NCBI's taxonomy places the organism in Eukaryota, Ciliophora, Oligohymenophorea, Peniculida, Parameciidae. The record is from RefSeq and is a predicted model, not a curated record. The transcript is spliced from 4 exons. Gene Ontology annotation, molecular function: protein binding.
AUGCUUAAACCGAAAACAAGCAACCCAAAUAGUAUUACAUCAAUUAAUUUAGACAAGAUUACUGGAUGCAAGGUUGAAAGUUAAAUAAAACCUAAGAUGACUGUUAAUGAAACAAGACAAUUAGGACAUACAGAAUCUGAUUAAUAAGAUUUCCUAAUGGCAAGCAAAUUAAACCCUAGUCAAAUAGUUACACCAAACAAAAUAAAAAAGAAGAAAAAGAAAAAAUCUAAGAAAUCUUCUUAGAAAUCUAAAACUGAAAUACAAAAAAGUGGAUUUAGGACUAAAAAGUCUAUUUCACAAGUAUUUCCAUGGGGAGUUAAUCAGCAAAGACUACGGAAUUACAUUUUAUCUGAAUAAGAGAAAUAUUAUAAUGCUAUGUAACGUCGAAAUACAAGAACAACUGUUGACCUCAAAGAUAGGAGAUAAUAAAUUGGUACAUCCUUUUUAAACCAAUUUGCAGAAAAGAAUCUUAAAUCAAUAAUUAAAAAGAAAAAGUCCAUUCACGAUGAGAAUCAACCUAAAUAAAAAUAAAAAAUAUCAACUACCUUGCAAAACUAGUAUAAAUAACUUCUAAAGAAACCUAAAAAUUUGAAUUUUCUACCUAAUCGACUGAAAAUAAGUUCUAUUCAUUACCCUAGUCCUGCUUAAAAAAUAUAGAAGAGAAAUAGAAGUCUUUCGUAAGGUUAGCAUAAUAAAUAGAUUCUAAACAAUAGGAUUAGAACAGGAUCUCUUCAUGAAAAGACUGGAACCUUAUUUGAAGCGACAACCUAAAAAUUAAAAUUUAAGAAACCAGAGAAACAAAAAAAAAUAGUUAUAUAAUAUUAGAAUAUAGAAGAGAAUUUUCUAAAUAAUAAUAAAAAAGGUCUCAAUUAAUAAAAAAAUGAAUCAAAACCGCAUUCAUCUUUAUACAAACUUAUGAGUAAUUCGAGCAGCAAUAAUAUGCCUAAUGAUAGUGAUAGAUAAUAGAAUAAUUAAGAGUUAGAUGAUAGUUUUUACAGUUAAAAAAACAUUCAUGAUGUUCAUUCUGAAGAAUAAAAUGAAGCUAAAAAAAUUAAAGGGACAAAUUAUUUUUAAAUGAGAAAAUGCUCAAUUCCUGAAAUCGAUAAAGAAGGAAAUUACUUCAAAAAAGAUAAUUAUUAGAAGAUGGCUUUGGUUUAGAGUGAUUUUUCUGUCGAGAAUUAGGCUGCUUUAAUCAUUUAAAAAGUUUGGAGAGGAUAUAAAAUCAGACAAAUUCAAUUAAAAUCUAAAUUCUAAGGCAAGAAAGAUAUUCAUAAAAUUAAGGAUGGAUUAAAUUUAAAAAGUUUAACCAAAUCGCAAAUAAAUAAAUUAAUCAAAUUUGGAUUUCUGAAAAAAGAUUCAAUUGAUAACUCUCAACUUGUUGAUGAAUCUAGCAUUUUAAGUCAUUCAAGACCUAAUUCUUAAAUGGAUAAUCAAAAAGAAACAAAAAAGUAGAUAGAAUCUAAUUAAUAUUAAAAGUUUAUAGAAAAUUUUUAAGAUGAUAUUGAAUAUAAACCUGGCUUGCUUAACUAAUAGAAUUAAGUUUAAAAUAAAUUUAAAGAUAUUUAGUUGCAAAUAAUAUCUGAGCAUACUCCUGAAAAAAUAAAAAAAACAUUUUAGAAUUCUCAAGAUGAACAAAUCCAAUCCUUUGGUAAUUAAAAAUCAAAAAAAAUUAGUAAAUUAUCAAUUGAUGUUGAAGAAUAAGAGGAAGAAAAUAAAGUUGAUAUCGGAGAAAUCAGAUGCGCUUUCGGUUCAGAAUCAUUAUUAAAAAGUCUUUCAUAAGAAGGGGAAUAAUCAAUCUAAUAAGAUAAAGGAUUGUUUGAAUAGACUUCAUUUUAAGAUUUUGUAAUGAAUAAAUUUAAAGAGCUUAUGCAGAGAGACAAGAUGGAUUAAUUAAUUGCUUUAAGAGAAGAAGCAGUUUAGUAAAGACAACAAUAAUCAUUAAAAUAGAUUGACAAGGCCUUUUAGAAUAAUCAAAUAUCUCCUAGAACAUUCGAAUUUCAAUAAAGAAAAUUAGAAAAGUGGGUUAAUAAAUAAAAAACAGAUUUAGAAUAGAAAAAGCGAGAAAUUUUAAGAGGAUAAUAAAGUGUAUUUGAUGCUAUAGUGAAAACAUAAAGAGACUUGCAAUUUGUUAAAUAAAUGCUUUCAUCAUAAAACUCAUAAACUUACAUAAAAAUAGUAGAUUCUUUAAGUUAGGAAUCUGCCAAUUAUUCUGAAAAUAGUCUAAAAAGUUCAAUUAUAGAUAUCUAAAUAUCCAAUUCUUAAAUGUUAUAAUAUUAGCAAGAUGAGAAAAAUAAGGCUUACGAAGAUGUAGUAACAAUUUAGAGAAAAAGCAAUAACAUAUUAGAAGAAAAGGAAUUAGUUUGCCCAGAGCCUUUUAACUUAAAAAAGUUAGCCUAAUCUUAAUUUGUUAGAAAUGUUGAACAGUUAAAAGAACCAUAGAAGAUAUCUGAGAAAUGUGCUGAUUCAUACUCUAUUCUGAUUUCAAAUAUGCUGAUAUAAGAGGAAGUAAAUUAGUUUUAUACGGAAAUGUUAAGAAAUGGCAUUGAUUUAUAUGAGAUAAUCAGCAAUUCCUAAUUAAAUCGUAGAGCAUAGAUUGCUUAACCAAAAGAAUAAUAGAUGCAAGGACUUAAAACAAAUGUAGCAUAAAUUAAAGCGUAUCUCAAAUACUUAGAAGAGUACUUGAUAGAUAAUGUUAUGAUUUAAAUCUAGAGAGUAAUAAAUAUACCAUUGGGUCCAUCAUCUUAAAUAAUGCUUAAGUUUCUUUAGCCAAUUCGAGACUCAGCUGAGUCGGAUUACGAUUCAAAUGGAGCAUAGCAUUAAAUCAUUCUUAGCGUAGAGUAGUUUGGCAAAUUUGAAAGAUUUUUAAUGGAAUAAAGAAUAAUCAACCAUCAAAAUAAACUAUUAAUUGAAUUAGAGCAUAUUCAUAAUAAAGCAAUCUUUGAUUCCUUAAAUGAAGCACUCGAUUAAUUUAGACCAUAUGGUUUGAAUGGAUAACCAUUUUUAUGGAAAUCUGAUCCAACCAGAUUGAGAGCAAGGGAAGUUCAAUUGACCGAUAUUCCUGGAAUCAUUCGUAAAGCUUCAGAAAAAGUCAUUGAUUGGAGUCAUUAUAUGACAGGGAUCUUAAUUGAUAAAGAGGAUUCGCCAUUUCCAAAAUCAAUGCAAUUAGACCAAGAAACCGUAGCAUAGAUAAGGGAGGAUAGGCUGUAUAGAAUGUUAACUUUAGAUAUAAUUGAUAAUGAAGAUAGAUGGACAAAUUAUGAUGAAGAAACUACUGAAAUCUCUAUUGAUUUAUCAGAUCUGUUAUUUGAUUAUUUAGUUGAGGAAGUAGCAUUUGAGAUGUAUAAAAAAUGA